AUGCUGCGCCGCGUCGCCUACACGUUGCUGCCGCGCGACCCGCAGGAGGUGCGGCUCCUCCACCACACCAGUGGUGGCGUCGUCAUCGCAGCCGUGCGCUACAGGAAAUUGUCGUCGCCGCUGUUCUUCACAGUUGUCGAGAUGGCGGCGCCGAACGAGCACGCGCUGCCGCUGCGCGUGGUGCACGUCCGGGUGCCGCGCCCCGCCGCGGUGGUGAGCGCCAUUGCGCUGGUGCGCAGCGCAGACGGCGCGGAUAUCUACGUGGUUGUGCAGGCCGCUGAGAAGACGGACGCCGAAGCCGCUCCAGCCCCCGUCACGUCGUACGUCUACCGCCGCCAGAUAGUUGCCAGCGACGAGGAUGACGACGGCGACAAGACGCACGACUACGCCGUCGAGGACGAUGUGGUAUCCUCCUCUGCGGCAUCGGCGGUGUCAGCCGCCACGCGAGUGCGCUAUCAGCGGCUGCCGCGCGCGUUCGCCAGCGCCAGCGCGGCCACCUGGACUGCUGUGGCUGCCUUCAACCCCAGUGAGAACAUGCUGACAGAUGUGAACUCAUCGGUUGGUGCAGUGGUCACCCCAACUGCCGCCUUCAUCACGGCCAGUGGCAGUGGUGCAGACAUCCAGCUCCAGCUGUGGCAGCUGUGCGGCACCCGCGUUACGCUAGAGGCAACGUGGAGGGUGCCGGCGCUCGCCGGCUUCGCGGUGGAGGAGAUCCUGACGCUGCCCGGCACCCAGGACGUGGCGUUGCUGCGGCACCACAACAGCAUCCUUGAGGUGAACCUUUCGGCUCUGCGCAGCGCGUGCGCGUACCGCAGCAGUGUCACGGGCAACGCGUUCCUAUCACGCGCGUGGCGGUGGUCCGCGCACGAGCAGCUGACCGCCUGCGCCGUCAAGGAUGCGCUGCUGUACGCCGGAACUGAGGGGGGCGCGGUGCUCAUGUGGGACCUGCGCAGGCCAACAUCCACCGCCGCCGCCGCCGGUCCGUGCGGCGGGCCGCCACCGCUGUGCAGUGCCGCGCUCAAGACGCCAAUCACGGGCUUGUACGCGCCGUACGCGACCGGCUUCAUCACGUGCGACGCCAGCGGUGGGGUACGGGACUGGCGAGAGCGGGGUGAGACAGGCAAGGGCGACAACCAGAACGAGGAGGCCGAGGAAGGCGCCCUGCGCGACGUGGCCGGCAUGGCGGCGUCAGCAGCGGCAGCGGCGACCCAGUUCCCGUACCGCUCGCGUGCGCCGGUGGAGAUGCCAACCGGUGAAGAGGGCUGCGUCGCCCUCGACGGCCACGACAACUUCGCCGCCGUGGUGAGUGAGUGCGGCCGUCUGUGUCUCUACUUCUGCGACUAA
Leishmania mexicana MHOM/GT/2001/U1103 is the source of this 1344-nucleotide messenger RNA. RefSeq lists its product as hypothetical. The transcript has a single exon. The coding region runs from base 1 to 1344 and encodes 447 amino acids. The record is from RefSeq and is a predicted model, not a curated record. Lineage: Eukaryota; Euglenozoa; Kinetoplastea; Trypanosomatida; Trypanosomatidae.